Diabrotica balteata is the source of this 1613-nucleotide messenger RNA. The record is from the annotation of a GenBank genome assembly. Lineage: Eukaryota; Metazoa; Arthropoda; Insecta; Coleoptera; Chrysomelidae.
CAAGAAUUUUAUUUAUUUUUAUUUCUUUACAAUAAAAAUUUGCUUACUAUUUAUAUGCGGUUAUUGUAUUAAAGUGAUAAAUCUAGAGAAUGGAAGUGAAACAAGAACCACCAGACAGUAUUUAUAUUGAAGAAAGAAAUUAUUAUAUUGAAGAUUCUUCACAGACUGAUAAGACUUUAAAACUUGAAAUCAAACAAGAAAUUGAUGAUGAUUUUAUAAUAGAAAAUACAGCAAAUCCGUUCGAUAUUCAAAAUGAUAAUUUUAUUAAUAUUAAGCAAGAAGUUAUUAAUUGUGAUAUAAAGAAUGAACUCUUAUGGAAAGAUCAAGAUCAUAUAGUUAAAACUGUAGGACCUAGUAUUAAAAAGCCCUCAAAACAAUUUCUUAAAAAGCAAUUUAGAAAAGGAACAUUUGAAAAGCGACUGCUGUAUCCAACUUUUAAAUCAAAAUUGAAAAAUGUUCGCAAGAAAAAGAAGACAUCAAACGUUUCUAACACCAACGUCGUUUUUGUUUGCCAUUUGUGCGGAAAGUGUUACAUAAGAAAAAAUGAAUUUACACGACACUUAGUGUCACAUUGUGUAAAGAAAAGCAUAUUUUCUAAACUACACAAUCAUAGACAGUUUGCCGAAGAAAACCAAUUAUUUUCGAAGCAAAAUUUGAUGCCAACGAGGAUUCGAAUAAAAAAUGAAAUGGCAAUUGAAGAAUAUAUGGAUCUUAAGGAUGACUCUAAUGAAGCUGUCGAGGAAGACAGACCUUUCCAGUGUGAUAUUUGUUUGAAGUGUUUCAAGCGUAAAGAAUAUUUGAAACGCCAUAAACAAAGCCAUAAAGAUGAUAAGCCAUUCCAAUGUGAGAUAUGUUCUAAAUGUUUCGGAGACAAAGCCACUUUAACUGUUCACAAAUUGUGUCACACUACUGAUAAACCAUUUGAAUGUGAAAUUUGUCUAAAAGGAUUCAAACGCAAAACGUAUUUGAAAAGUCAUAUGUAUAUUCAUAUGAAAGAUAAGCCAUACCAGUGUGAGGUAUGUUUGAAAUCUUUUAUAUGCAAAUAUCGUCUCAAAUAUCAUAUGUACAAUCACACGGGAGAAAAAUUAUUUACAUGUGAUAUAUGCUCUAAAGGAUUUAUCCAAAAAACAUACUUAACUGCUCAUAAACGAUGCCAUAGCGAAGACAAACCAUUUAAAUGCGAAUACUGCCUUAGAUCUUUCGUUCAGAAAGAAAAUUGGAGAGCCCAUGUUUAUCUUCACACUGGCUUCAAACCAUACUUGUGUGAAAUUUGUUCGAAAAGGUUUCCCAGCAAAAGAAACUUGGACCUACACAAAACUUCUCAUGUAAUUAACUCUCCGCAUAAGUGUGAAUAUUGCCAGAAGCAUUUUAAAAGGAAAGAUUACUUAAAAUGCCACAUUUUGAUUCACACCGGAGAGAGGCCAUUCAAAUGUGACAUAUGUUCAAAGAGUUUUCAAAGGAAAAUCUGUCUAAGAGAUCAUAUGUAUACGCAUUCUGAAGAUAAACCUUUUACAUGCCACGUAUGCUCGAAGGGAUUUACACGAAAGAUUUGUUUGAAGAAACAUAUGUCUCUACAUUCUAGUGGUACGUGAAAGUUUGUGCGUUUAGUGGGA